AUGUGGCAGGAAUUCAUCGAUGAUUAUCAUUAACUAAUCUAACUUAAUCAAACAUUCAGCGAACUAAAUGAUACUUUCCUCAACGAAUAGAAGAUGAAUGAAAAACCUUAAAUGGUAUUGUCACGUGUAGAUAUAAUAAUUGAGAAUUCUGAAGGAAAAGGUUAUAUAUAUGUGUUUAUCGACAGAAAUCUUACUAUUUUCAGAUAUAAUUUAUUACAGCAAACAGACAAAAAUUUAGAAAAAGAUAAAGAAUUUUAUCUCAAUAAAUCAAUAGUCAAUGAUACCUGCUUUGAUAUGGCAGUAAGAGAAAAUUUUCAAUACAGUGUAGUUCUAUUUUGUUAAAGUCAAUACUAUGAUAGUGAUUAGCAUCCUCACACCUCUUACCAUUUGGUAUUAAUUGAAAAUAUUUUUGGAGAGCUAGAUAUUAAGUAUUUGACCUACCUUGAUCAAAUAUCUGUUACUUAGCAUGAAGAAAAAGGAAUUAAAUAUAUAGGUGACGAAAUUAGAGAGUUUACAGGUGAUGUAGGUCUAUUUCUAGGUAUCUCAUUAUCAUAAUUUAGGAUAUUGAGAAUUGAUUUCGAAAAAAUAAGACAGAUGUUUAAGAAUUAGACAAAUUAAAACUAGCUUUUUGUAAAUCAAUCAGAUAUUAUCAACACUAAAUAUUCGGUGGAUUUCGGAACUGAACUGAAUUAAAAAGAAAUUCAAGAUUUCUUGUCACUCAAACAUAGAUAAAAACUUCUCGCUGUAUUGUUUGAUAACCAAAUAAGAAUUUGCUAAUAUGAGUGGAGUGUACUAUCUCCUCCUGAUCCACUAAAUCCCACUUAAAAUUUGGAUUGCUAUAAUAAUGCUCAAUUUUUCUAAUAGGAAAAUGCUGUUGCUCUUUAUUAGUCAGACUUUGAAGAAAUGUAUUUAUACGUGGCUGUUUCCAUUCCGCCAUAAAUUCUUGAACUAAAUCUAUCUGAUAGAAUAAACAUAAUUAUCUAGAAAAUUUAUACCACUCUAGAAGUAGUUUCAAAUCAUAUUGGGCUGAAUAUUAUGGCAGUUAAUAGUAAUUUUUUGGUACACUUAAUGGAGGAUAUAAAUACAAGGAGAAAUGAGUAAAAAAUAAAGCUAGUUUCUAUAGAAUCUUGGAGUUUGAAAUUUUAUGGUACAAACUCCACUUUGAUAGAGAAAUACAAAAAUAAUUGGAUAGCUUGCUCAAUAGGCAUAAAAAAUCUUGAUAGUGACCAUCAUGUGGAAUUUAACUUGACAUUUAUUGAUAAGUAUUAUACGUAAGUUAAGUCAAGAGAUAUGGACUAUUAUCCAUUUGAUAUGAACGAUAUCUAAGUUUUCUAUAACUGUGGAGAUGAAUCGUUCAAGUAUAGUACCACUAGCUAUUUCAUAGGUCCAAACUUUGAAUUAGAACUCCAAGAUUAAAGAUAAAAUUGUGAAGAUGGAGAUUGCUAUUUCAAGAUCAAGAAUUAAGAGUUUAUUUUAGAUUUUGAAUCUACUUUCGAUUUUACUGAAUGCAUGUUCUUUCAGCUUUACCCACCUUACUAGGGUGGCUUGCUUCAUUAAGAUGGAUUUAUCCUUUUAUGUAUAGACAUUUAUGGGGUAAAGAUCAAAUCAUAUACUCAAAACAAAGGAAAUAAUUCAUUUGAUUUGACUAAUGAAAUAAAACUUGGAGAGACACAAGAAUAUAUCUUUCACUCCUUUAAAGGUCAUGCAAGCUAAAAUGUUAUCAUAACUUAACAUGUUGAUUAAUCUAUAAGUAUCUUUGAAAUACUCAGUGAAAUCUAAGAUUUUGAGAUAAAAUGGCUAAAGACUUACACAUUUGAUGGAAUAGAUUAACUACAUGGUAUAGAUUUUGAACAAGAAAAAUUUAUCAUCUUAUAUGCUGAUGAUAAUACUAUCUUAGUCUACCAGCUAACUCAUGACCUGAAACUAUAAUAUAUGAGGAAAAUGCCAAUGUAUAAAAACUACUAGAAUUACCAAUUCCAUAAAAAUAAAAUUCAACCGAAAUUGUAUGCAAAAACAUAUUAUGAUGGUUUUCUUGCCAUCAUUAUGGAAAAUAAAGAUAACACAACUGAUCCAGAGAGGAAGGUUUUCGUCUAUUGUAUAUUUUGCUAAUCUUAGCAUGACUCUUUUGUAUUAGUUUAGGACUUUUAAGAAUUCUUCGAUCUUAAAACUUAUACUUAAAUCUAACUGCUCAAGAAUUCAACUAAGUUUAUGUUUGUUGCUGCCCAUAUGACGAAAAUCGAGAUUUUUUAUGCUGAAUUUUACAACAAUAUACAAGUUUAAUAAUCAUCAGAAAUCUUUGAUUUAUUAGUUAAAAAUUGCUCUAAUAUCAAUAUCAAUGAAACAGAUGCCACUAGAAUAUCAUUUUUGGAGAGCGCAAAGUAAAUUGCGAAGCUUAAAAUCAGGGCUAAAACUUUAUUCUAAGAUAGAACUCCGUCUAGUGGAAGUAUAUAAGUGAAAAUAUACACAUAAAAUUAGGGAAUGGUAAUAAAACCUAUAAUGGGCAAUGAAGUUGAAAUCGUAUAUUCUAACAGCCUGUCUAGCGAAUUAUUGAUACAAGACUAUUUCUAAGGAAUGAGUAUUUCUGUCGAUUACAAUUGUCAGUAUCUCAAUGAUGGUGAAGUUGAAUCAUGCAAUAAUAUUGUAACUGACAAUAGUUUAUCACAAAAAUUUAGAUUUUAUCUUGAAUUCGUGACAUCUGCUAGAAAAGUUGUUUUUUCAUAAACUUUAGGUAACUUCUUUUUUAUGAUUGACAACCUCCAAUUUUCUUAUCUACUCAGAUUAUAGGAUGGUAGUAGAGACUUUGAAGCCAUGAAUUUAAGAUCUCUAGAGUAGCUUAGAAGAGUUUGGACUCUAGAUGAUUUUGGUUGUGAACUUGAUGGUUAUCUUGAUAUAUCCCUUUACAAAAAAAUUAAUACCACUUCGAUCUACAUUGUAAUUUACUAAUGCUCUAUUGGAGGACUUUCACAUUUGUCUCAAGCUAAAAUACUAAUACACGAUCAUCCAAUAAAAGACAGUUAUAUGGAAGUUAUACAAUUUUUUGGCAAUUACAGAUUCCCUUAUAAGAUCAUUGAUGCUGACAAAGGUAGUUUUUAGUAGGUAGAUUUAUUUACUGAUUCCAAUAUCAUUGAAGUUAGAGUUGCCAUGACCAUUGAAAUUCCAGAAUCUUUCUCAAAUCUUCUAUAAUCUAUCACUAUAGUAAUGAACUUAACUGGGAAUUUCGCUCUAACGCUUGAUCCUAAAUCGAUCAGCUCAUUAACUGAAGAUAAAGACACAUUUUUAGUGACAAAGUCCAUUCAGGUACCUGGAUCUGAUAUAGUAAUAAUUGUUGAUAAGUUAACAGGAGCUUAUCUUUAUGAUUUAAAAAAUGCUUAGAACAUUUACUGGCUAGAUCUAAAAAACUUGGAUGAAUUUUUUGAGUAAAGCGAAGCAGAUGCAGGAUAGUCUCUUUUAGUAACUGGCAUAGUUGCAUAAUGGCCGUCUACCAUUCAUCUAGUUUCUAACUUUGGAAUUUACAUAAUUACUUUUAAUGUUGAUCUAACUAAUAGAACUUAAUUUCUAAGGGAAGGGUAAAUCUAUGCAAUAAAUAUUCUUAAAAAGUAAAUAAUCCGACAGAGCUUCUAGCAGUAUUCAUUGAACAUUGCUUAAAAUCAAUACGCUUAUGCUUUUCUAACAAAAUAAAACAUAACUUCAGAAAUUUAUGAUGUUGAUCUUGUCGUUAUUUCGCUUUAUUCUGCAGAAUCAUCUCAAGUUAUGGGGAUAUUUAAGAUUGGCACUAAUUUUGUUUGCAACUCACUUAGCCAGAGCUCAUCUCUUGAAAUAUCUAGUAUUGAUGAAAUCGGAGUAAGCUUUAUCUGCGAUACUCAGCUAUAUGUAUUUAGAGUAAGCACUCGAAGACAUUUAGUCCUAGACUUUCAUAAAAUUGAUAGCCUAGAAUCUAGCUCAUCCUUAAUAAAAAAGAAAUCAUCCUACUUAACAACUUAUAAUUUAACUCUUGUUGGAAAAACUGCUUUAUCUGAUCAUUAGGAAACUGUAAAAAUAAUAUUCAAGUAAACUGGUAACCCGAAUUAAUAGUCAUCCUAGAUUCUAAUAGCUAGCAUAUGCUUUAUUCUACUAAUCUCACUAGUCAUUUUCUCUCUAAUUAAGUUUUCAAAUCUUGAUGCCAAGAAAAGACUUAGCCUAAAUUCUACUAAUAGCUUGAUGAAAAGCCAUUAUCAAGAAAUUACUCUUAAUAAGUUAAAAAAUAGAAGUAAAUAAAAUAAAAAAAAGAAUAGGGAUAGACGUAGUUAUUAGGCAUCAAUAGUCUAGUAUAAUAUAGAAACACUUUUUACAGAAUAUAUCUAAUCACCAUUGUCGUUGAGAGGUACUGAUACUAAAGAUAUCAACUUUGAAUAAAGCUAAAUAUAAAAGACCAAUGAGCAGUCUAAUAAGUAAUUAGACACAAUUAUGGAUAUUUCAAGUGAAUAGCUUGAAUUAUAGAUGAGAAACUCAACCUACUAUUCAAUAAAUAAGUCACUACUGGAGGAUUAAGUUUCAGAGAAUAAUGAAGCAAAAGUAAAUACUCUUUAUGAUUAAAUAGACUAUUAAAAGAAAGGGAAAAUGAGCUUUUGGCAAAGAAAAUUAAAUGAUAAGUUAUAAUGA
Molecule: messenger RNA, 4638 nt
Organism: Stylonychia lemnae
Lineage: Eukaryota; Ciliophora; Spirotrichea; Sporadotrichida; Oxytrichidae
Source: the annotation of a GenBank genome assembly